AAAAAAAAAAAAAAAAAAAAAAAUAUGCACGAGAAACACAUAGCAAAAAAUAAGUUCAAAAUUCUCUAGAGUAAAUUGGUAACGAAAUCCAAACGUUCACAACAAUAGCAAGAGCAACAGUAAAUUUGUAUUGAAUUGAUAUUUUUGAUCCGAAAUCUCUACGGUGCCAGUCUUUAGCUAAAAAUCUUAUAGUGUUUGCGGGCGCGCUUGUGUCGAUGUGUGUGUGUGUGUGUGUGUGUGUGUGCGCGCAUAAGGAAAUUAAAGAAGAAUAGUAAUAAAUAAGUAAAUACGACUUACAUGCUACAGUGGAUUAGUGUGUUAUUUGAAGCCUAAAUUCGUGUGUCAUUGUGUUACCGUGUUUUUGCAAUUUAUUGUUAGUGUUCAAUCUAUUUGUUCGUGUUUUGUUUUUUUUUUCUUAAGACGUUGUUUACAAAUCCAUUUUCAAACUGCGUUCCGACGAGCCUGUGCCGGGCUUCAGCUCGGCCUCACCAUGGCCUACGCUCGAUUUAGAAUGGGGUCGCAAACUAUAUCCCACGGCUGCUCCACGGACAGCCAGUGGCUUAACUAUGUUCGGUUUACCACCAACGGCGGCCGAUAUGAAUCAACCACGCGGACCCAUGACCUCGUUAAAAGAAGAACCAUUAGGCGCUCGCGCUUGGAUGCAGCCGGUGGUUGAUCAAAGCAAUUUGGGUAUCGGUCGAGCGCAUUUUGAAAAACAGCCGCCCAGUAAUUUAAGGAAAUCAAAUUUUUUUCAUUUUGUGAUUGCGUUAUACGAUCGUGCCGGUCAGCCUAUUGAAAUCGAAAGAACUGCAUUUAUUGGUUUCAUUGAGAAGGAAUCGGAAACCGAUACAACGAAAACUAAUAAUGGCAUACAAUACAGAUUACAGUUACUUUAUGCUAACGGUGCUAGACAAGAACAGGACAUAUUCGUUAGGCUCAUUGACUCUGUUACAAAGCAAGCUAUUAUCUACGAGGGUCAAGAUAAAAAUCCAGAAAUGUGCAGGGUUUUAUUAACACAUGAAGUAAUGUGCAGUCGCUGUUGUGACAAAAAAAGUUGCGGUAACCGCAAUGAAACACCAUCGGAUCCUGUCAUUAUUGAUCGAUUUUUCCUGAAAUUCUUUUUAAAAUGCAACCAAAAUUGCUUAAAAAAUGCAGGCAACCCAAGGGAUAUGCGCAGAUUUCAGGUUGUCAUAUCCACGCAAGUGAGCGUUGAGGGUCCAUUGUUGGCCAUUUCGGAUAAUAUGUUCGUGCAUAACAAUUCAAAGCACGGCCGGAGGGCAAAACGUUUGGAUACCACGGAAGGUACAGGCAAUAGUUCCCUGUCCAUAACGGGACAUCCCUUAGCGCCUGACAGUACCUAUGAUGGUCUAUAUCCGCCUUUGCCAGUGGCUACACCUUGCAUUAAAGCCAUAUCACCAAGCGAAGGGUGGACGACAGGUGGCGCCACCGUUAUUAUAGUGGGUGAUAAUUUCUUUGAUGGCCUUCAAGUGGUGUUUGGCACCAUGCUGGUAUGGAGCGAGUUAAUCACUUCUCAUGCUAUACGAGUUCAAACCCCGCCACGUCAUAUACCCGGUGUAGUUGAAGUCACCUUAUCAUAUAAGAGUAAACAAUUCUGCAAAGGAUCACCCGGUCGCUUUGUCUACGUUUCCCUUAACGAACCGACCAUUGAUUAUGGUUUUCAGCGAUUACAAAAGUUAAUACCACGUCAUCCUGGUGAUCCGGAAAAAUUACAAAAAGAAAUUAUUCUAAAAAGAGCAGCUGACUUAGUAGAAGCUUUAUAUUCAAUGCCAAGAUCGCCUGGUGGCUCGACUGGUUUUAACUCCUACGCCGGCCAGUUGGCUGUGAGUGUACAAGAUGGUACCGGCCAAUGGACCGAAGAUGAUUAUCAACGGGCACAAUCGAGUAGCGUUAGUCCACGCGGUGGCUAUUGUAGCAGUGCUUCCACACCCCACAGUUCAGGGGGCUCGUACGGUGCAACUACAACGGCAGUCGCCGCGGCCGCUUCAAAUGGCUAUGGACCAACACCCAAUAUGGGCACAUUAUCAUCAUCUCCGGGCAGUGUGUUUAAUUCAACAUCAAGAGUUAGCAGCCUAAGCUUUAAUCCGUUCACUCUGCCCACUUGUAAUACACAAGGUUAUAGCAGCAGCAACAGCGUUAGCAGUCAAUUGGUUACAUCAACAAAAUAAUAUUAUUAUUAAAUUGGUAAACUUUUAUACACAAAAAAUUUUUUUUUCUCAAUAAUUGAAAAAUUUUGUGUAAUAUUUGCGCUAUAAGAUCUUGCAAAAAGUUUGCCAAAUUUUCUUCCCCCAUACGUAAGUAUACCGGUUAAUAAUGAAAAUUUCAAAAGAAACCUUAAAAAUCGUUUUGUGCAAACCUUUUGGCAAAAUUUUUGUACCUUUCCAUAUGACUUGUGGAAGUCGUUCCAACGGAAUCUCUUUACUCAGCUGCUUAGGUUUUAAUUAUCACAUUUUUUUUUAAUUAAGUUAGUGAACCAAGACUUGAACGAUUGGAAAAUAACGAUCAAUUUAAUAUCACUUCUAUCCUGAGAUAACUUAAGGUUAAAAAAGAAAAAAUACUUUCCAAUUAAUUUGGUCAGCUUUAGAACAGAUUCAGGCAGAUGAAGGCAGUUGUAAUCAGAUUUUUCCCCGCUUCAUUACCAGCAUUCUAUGAUAAAUAAGUCAACGUAUGUAAAUGAUCACGUCAUCUUUAACUAUCAGAAUGAGUUUUAAGUGUAAAUUUUUAAAAAUAAUUUCUUUUCUUGCUUAUGAACUUUUGACAUUGAAGUUAAGAAGAAUUAAAAUCAAUGUUAAUUAAACUCUAAAUAUAUCUGAACAAUUAAUAACAGUCAAAUUAAACGGAUCUGAUUUUUCUGAAAAAUAGCUAAACUUCACAACAAUGCCAUGAAAUAAGAAAAAAUGAGCGACAUUGAUUUCUUUAUCUAAGGGUCAUUUCAAUAAAAACUUAACUGUCAGUUAAUAGCAAAUCUGUUCCCCUGUAACUGCUCUAACUGCUAUUGAAAUUUAACUGUUUUCUUCCAGUUAUCUAUCGCUUGGCUGAUAAAGCAACCGUGGGUUGAAUAAUAUGUAAUACGGCAGUCAUUCACAAUAAGUGAAAAAAUUCAAUAACAACGAUCUAACUAACACUUACGAAAAUCAUAAUUAUUGAUGAGAAAAGUAGUUAAUUAAUUAAACUUGUAGUUAAGAGCGCUUAUACGCCUUCGGUUCAAGUUAGAACACUGAAAUAUAACGUAUUUCUCACACAAUGUUAAGUAAAGGCAAAAAGACACUAAAACCCAAUUUCAUAUCUCUAGCUGAUCUUAGCUCUUCUAAUAAAUAGCAUAUUUUCAGGAGACAUCAAUGGAAAGAGCAAAAGUAUGUAGAAUUAGUUUCUUGGCUUAGAUAAAAAAAAAACGGUUUUCUUCAGAGAUGUUAUAAAAAUGAAAAAUUCAAAUUUUCAUACUUGACAUGUUUUAACUGUGCGAUAUACUCGCACACUCGUCAAACAUAGAGCAUGUGUAAUAUAAGAUUAGAUAGACUUAGAAGAGACUUGACAAAAUGACAAAAUUAUUUUCUAAAAUACAUUAUUUUGAAUGAAAAAAUUUGGUGAGGAAAUCCGACGAGGACGACUGGAAUCGAUCAUGACGUAUAUAUUCGUUAUACAUAAUUAAGUGGUUGGCUAAGCAUAUCGUUAAGUUUUCAACAAAUGUUCAAAAGAUAAAAGCUGGCCAGUUAGUGCGUGCGGAUCAGUGUACUCUUACGAGGAUACGACACAUGUAUCUUAACACACAUAGUUGCAAAUAAAUUUUCAUUAUUAAUCGAUAGGCUUACUACGAAUUGGCCAAAAAUACCUAAAACACUGUGCAAUGCUUUAUAAAAUAGCGUAUAUGUAUGCGUAUGUAUAUGUAUACGUAUUUAAUACCUAAUAUAUAUAUAAAUAUUGUACAGAUUUACUUUACUUCUGAUCUUCAACUCAUUGAGCGUAGAAGUCUGAAAGUCUUCUUGAUAUUAUCGCCUGAAAAUAUUUCACACGACAAAUUAAUUUAAAAGAUUUUCACAUACGAAUGAUUUUCAUCAUUCACAAAAAUAUGUAUACGAACAAUGAAAGCAAAAAUUCACACGUGCA
This is a messenger RNA of Glossina fuscipes, 4122 nucleotides long. RefSeq names its product transcription factor collier (gene kn). NCBI's taxonomy places the organism in Eukaryota, Metazoa, Arthropoda, Insecta, Diptera, Glossinidae. The record is from RefSeq and is a predicted model, not a curated record. Gene Ontology annotation, molecular function: RNA polymerase II cis-regulatory region sequence-specific DNA binding; DNA-binding transcription factor activity, RNA polymerase II-specific. Gene Ontology annotation, biological process: regulation of transcription by RNA polymerase II. The transcript has 11 exons. The coding region runs from base 567 to 2186 and encodes 539 amino acids.